Molecule: messenger RNA, 1260 nt
Organism: Annulohypoxylon maeteangense
Lineage: Eukaryota; Fungi; Ascomycota; Sordariomycetes; Xylariales; Hypoxylaceae
Exons: 5
Coding region: 1-1260 (419 amino acids)
Biological process (GO): autophagosome assembly
Cellular component (GO): phagophore assembly site
Source: RefSeq, a predicted model, not a curated record
AUGGCGCCUUCACAACAAGAGCCGGCCUAUACGGUCUUCGUCCGACUUCCAUUUCCAAGAGGUGAUUUCAUUGAUCCGCCGCCUGCGAAUUGGGACUCGACUAAAGAUGAAGAGCUUUGGAACAUCAUUUCUCGUCCCUCUAAGACAGAAAUAGAUUGGAAUGGAAUCGCAAUCGAUUUCGGGGUCACCGCAGACUUCCUAUUUCAACAAAUUGCAUGGCUUACUGAGCGCCAUACGUCCCAAAUCCGAGCGCAGAUGCGCAAGGCUGCCGCUCUCGCGAAGGGUUCGUCGGCACCGUCGCCCCAGCCAGGCCCCGAGGGUCUCUUCGUAGCAGAGCCCAUGCGACGGACUGGAUCUAGUGAAAGGGCAGGACGAGCACCAUCACAACUAUCGAUUAGAAAAGACUCCCCGCUACCUAGGAACGAUGGAAGCAUACCCGGCACGCCGGUCAGGGGCACACCGCGGCCCACCGCAACACGAACGUCCUCAGCGAAUACAGCCGUAUAUACGACUCGUAAUCUAGGAGGCAGCGCCAAACCUCAGCUAACAUCUCGAGGCAACGAUACACAGCGACAGCGUCUAUCGUCUCUUCCUAUCCCCGCACCCGCCGACAACAACGAACAGGAACCCGAGCUGCCGUCCCCCGAACCGACCGAGUCAAGCGACUCGGAAUCGUCGUCUUCUAGUCCAGCGCAAUCUAGGAUCAUCCGACGGCCCCCACGUUUCCAGGACAAUGACGCCGCAUCCGACGCUGACGAAGACACCGAGCCCGCCUUCCUACCCUACAACCCACCGUCGUCGGCCGAGGGAUCGAGUGGACAUGACCUUAGCGCGACGCUUCGCGGUAACCUCCCGAGAGACUACGCCAAGCGCCAUCCGAAAGGACCUUCCGGCCGACCGGGGCGUAUGCAUCAGUCCCAAACCUCCGAUUCGUCAACAGGCUCAGGCGCACGCCCCACGGACCAAGGCCGGGCGAGCGGUGGCCCACUCUCGCCUAGGAGGACGAUGGAGCUUUCCGGACAGAGCCCCGGCGGCAAGGGCAAGGUUCAAUCGCGCGAUAGUGACGGGACGCCGAGUAUGAGCAGCAGUUACAGCGACCUGGAUGAUACCUCUGUGACGCGAUCCGCCAUGGAAGAGGAACUGGCCAGCAUGCCAGACGGUACGAUGGCCAGCCUCAGAGGGACGAUCGGUGGAACCAUUGGUGGAACUAUUAACCUCUGGCGGAAUAGCAGAUACCUUCCCGGCAAGCCGAAUCACUGA